This is a messenger RNA of Xiphophorus couchianus (Monterrey platyfish), 1691 nucleotides long. Its product is annotated as O-acyltransferase like protein-like. The transcript is spliced from 8 exons. The record is from RefSeq and is a predicted model, not a curated record. The coding region runs from base 90 to 1142 and encodes 350 amino acids. Lineage: Eukaryota; Metazoa; Chordata; Actinopteri; Cyprinodontiformes; Poeciliidae.
UGGCCCUUGGUUGGCUUGUGUUUCUUCUGUUAGUGGGCAACAGUGUUGUACUUGGAAACUCACUCAACUACAGUAUAUUGCAAAGAUGUAUGAAGGAUAUCGACACGUUCCUUUGGGAAUUAAACCAGGACAAGCCAAAGGAAUAUGCUGCUCUCAUGUAUGACUCCUUUGGAAAGAUGGGCAGCAGUGUUAAAGACGGUAACGUGAACCAGCCUGGUUCGCCGCAGCAGUGUCGCUCUGCCAUCAGCCCCAGCUUCUCUACACAGUACUGCCAGGUGUUCCUGAAGCAGGGAGCAGCGCAGUAUUUUGUGGGUAUUUGUGUUCCUGACUCAUGUGGGGUAGACGAUGUGAAGCAGCUGGUGCAGUGUGACAGACUUCAGCUUAACCAGAAGUCCCUGCUUAGUCCAUUACCUCCAAUCCUGACCAAUCAGUCUUCUCGGGAGCUAAUCAUGACUCACUGUAUGGCUGACGCAGUUGCUCUUGAUGCAUCAGACAUCGCCUGCAUGUGUGUGUGUUGUGUAAUGUUAGCCAUUCCUCUUGUGGCCACUCUGUUCACAGCCUUAAGAAGAUCAGAGCUGAGCAGCAAGGUCAAUCCCACAAUAGAGUUGUCCCAUUCAAACUCUUAUGGCACCCUGAAAACCAAUGGCUUGUCCAGCAAAGAAAUGAAUGGGGGCACAUUAGAGGAAAAUGGCAGAAUCGGCCCUGCUGGACAGUGUCUUUCUCGAAGCUGUGUUACCAGCUGCUUUCAAGCACUCUCCUUGCAGACAACAAGCAUGGGAGUCCUCAGCACCGCCUCCUCUUCCCGAUGUGAAAACUAUACCUCUCUGAACGGCAUUCGUGUCCUCAGUUUGCUGUGGAUUAUAUGUGGCCACUCUGCACAGUUCCCAGUUAUUAACAACCUAGAUAACUACAAAAGAUGGAGGAAAGCAGUUGAAAGCAGCCCGCUAUAUGUGCUCACCAUCAGCGGGCCUAUUUUUCUCGCUGUUGAUACCUUCUUAUUGCUGGGGGGUUUACUCAGUGCCAGGUCUUUGCUGAGCUCAAUCGACAAGGCAGAAGACAAUUUAAGUCUCAGUCUGGUUGCAAACUAUCUCUUCAAGAGGAUCAAAAGGCAUGAUAUCAUUUUUAGUAUUUUAGUAUUUUAGUAUUACAGUGCUUUACAAAAUAAUUCAUACCCCAUAGGCAUUGUUCAAGAUUUUAUCAUUGGGAUUUUAUUUGAGAGACCAACACAAAGAACAGCAUAAUUGUGUCAUGGAAGGGAAAUUGAACCUGUUUUGUUGUUUGUUUUACAAUUAAAAAUCAUCUGAGAAAUGUGUGACUUACUGUCUUUAUAAUUAGAACUUCAGAUGUUUACCAACUUUAGCGAAUGAAAGUUUUGCCCAAACUACUUUGCAAAAUACCUCAAGCUCAGUCAGAUUGGUUGAGAGAAUCUACACAGACGUUUUCCACAAUUGGACUUCAAUCUGGACUUUGAUGUUUCCGUUGUCUAUAAGCAUGUUUUCCAUUAUAUUGAUUGAUUUACAACCUGAUACUCUGAAUUUUUCUUAGCUUCAUCCCUGACCUGUCUGCUUUGUUCUUUGGUCGCCGCGAUGCUGUUUGUUCACUAAAUUUAACUGAGAACUAUACAAUUCUUCCACAGAACUGCUGGAUAUAUAUUUAGAUAACAUUUUGCACAGGUGGACUCAUAGUUUUGG